Sordaria macrospora k-hell is the source of this 1113-nucleotide messenger RNA. RefSeq lists its product as uncharacterized. The record is from RefSeq and is a predicted model, not a curated record. Lineage: Eukaryota; Fungi; Ascomycota; Sordariomycetes; Sordariales; Sordariaceae. Gene Ontology annotation, molecular function: nucleic acid binding; RNA-DNA hybrid ribonuclease activity.
AUGAUAGCUAAGCAGAUGGGCCUUCCAGCGCACGCGGAGGACCCGGACGCGGAAGAAGAAAGACCAGAGGGCGAAUGCGUAGGCUUUGGCUACGUAAUCUUCCAAGGACAGACAGAAAUUGGCCGCGGAUGCGGUCAACUAGAAUAUGCAGAAGUCUUCGAUGCGGAGGCGGAAGGGGCACGGCAUGGUCUCAAGGCCGCGGUGGCGCUCUUCCCGGAGGCACAAGCCCGGCCACACAUCACAGUAUGCCUUGAUAACACGUCCGUAAUUAGAGGGCUCCGCGGAACCCCAGCUGCGUCGUCACAAGCGGCUUUCCUCGACUUCCGGGCCACCUGCAAAGGAUAUGGUCCUGAUCUGGUCAGCGUCCGCUGGGUUCCCGGCCACAAGGGCAUCACGGGCAAUGGGAUUGCUGACGAACUCGCUAAGGCGGGUGCUGAAGGAGGAGAGGUAGUCAAUGAAGGCUUGGCUACUCUUGCGCAUUCAAGACGGCUCGCUAAGAGAGAGGCGCGUACGGAUUUCAAGGCGUGGUGGGCCGCGAACAAGCCAGAGUCGUAUGCAGACUACCGGCUGGGGGUCUCUACCAAACCUAACGACGAACUAAAAGAGCUGGACAGACGCUCUUUACACCACCUCCUCGCGGCCAGGUCUGGCCACGGGGAUUUCAAGGACUACCACGAGCGCUUCGAACACGAGGACGCCCUGCUAUCGUGCUUCUGUGGAAGCUGGAAGAAUCCCUUCCACCCCUUCUUCUGCAGGAAGGCACAUGCGGUUUCCCCGGUCACAGGCGAAGCAGCUACGCGGGAGAACCUCUCCCUUGCUAUCGGUAUUUACUGGCAACAAUUUGUUGCUAGAAUCCAGACCUCGCACUUCUUUUCGUGGACUUGCACAAGGAAGGCUUGGCGCCGGACACUCUGGCAGAAGCACACUGACGACGGAGGCAUCGCUGACAACUUCACCGGGUUCCUACGGGACGAAGGGGUAGAAAUUGGCCAAGGCCAUGAGAUCGAGAGGGUUACGGUGGAUUUGGACAGGCUAGUUUACCGCGUAAGGAGACGGGAGGAGGCUUUGCGGGAGGGGGAGAGCGAGAGCGAUAGCGAGAGUGGAGAGGAGUGA